Culex pipiens pallens (northern house mosquito) is the source of this 1065-nucleotide messenger RNA. RefSeq lists its product as uncharacterized. Gene Ontology annotation, biological process: regulation of transcription by RNA polymerase II. Gene Ontology annotation, cellular component: nucleus; transcription regulator complex. Bases 499 to 1041 code for a protein of 180 amino acids. NCBI's taxonomy places the organism in Eukaryota, Metazoa, Arthropoda, Insecta, Diptera, Culicidae. The record is from RefSeq and is a predicted model, not a curated record. The transcript is spliced from 3 exons. Gene Ontology annotation, molecular function: DNA binding.
UUCAACUCUACGCUGUCGUGCAAACUUGUCGCACGUCGCUUUUUGACGUUCCGAGAAUAACGUGCACGCAAUGUAAACAAUAACAAACACGUUUCGUUUGGUUGACCAUUCUGUGCAUUGUCCUGAAGUUUGGUUGAAAUUGGUAGCUGGAUUUCCGAGUUAUAAUUGGAAAUGUUUACGGUAGGCGAGCUCGUACUUGUGUCAAACACGUUCUGACCUGAAAUCCCUUUGGCCAGUUGUCGCACUUACAUCACUUUUCAAGCUGCGUCAAGAUAGCACGACAAGAUUGAAACUUCAUUAUGAAAAGUAACAAAAAUGCACGGAGUUUUUUUCCCCGUUUUUAUUGAAUAUCUCAGGAAUUAAAUCGAAUAUUGGGGAUAUAUGAAGGUUAAAAGGUGGGCAUUGUGAGCUGCACAAAAUGGCGUUAUUAACUCAGUUUGACCCAAAAUGCACUUACCUACUUGAUUCACGUCCGUAAUUGACAACUUAUCGAGCAAUAUGUUCCGAAAUGUGGCUCAAAAAUUAGAUGUUAAGUUAAAACAUAACAUGGAAUUUAAUCUAAAGCUUGUUGAGCUAGUACAACAGAAUUCUUCGCUUUACGUCCACGAACCCAUGCGCACCAAUCAACUUCAAACGUGGGAAGAAAUCGCCGAAACCCUGGGUGUGUCCUGCAGAUACACACGAGCCCACUGGCGGUGGCUCCGCGUGAAAUAUGCCCAAUUCGUCAAACUUCGGAAACCGGACCACCCAGCCCAGAUCGAGUCGCACAUGCACUUUCUGAGGCCACAUUUGCGUAUUCAGAGUCGCACGCUCGCUCCGCCGCCGCCACCGGUGGCAGAAUGGAACCGGAAACCGUCUACGCCGCUCGUGCCGAGAAACACACGAGUUGAAAGCUGCGCCCAUCUCGGGUACGACCCGGGCGAUCAGGAUGCCGCGUUCUUGCUGAGCAUCCUUCCCCACCUGAAGGUCAUGACCGGGCAGCAGCGAAGGCAGUUCAAGAUGGGCGCUGUGAAGUUGAGUGCGGAAAUGCUUGCAAGCUAGUGGUAUUUCAUGAGUUUAAAGCUA